Messenger RNA from Melanaphis sacchari, 3674 nucleotides. RefSeq lists its product as uncharacterized. NCBI's taxonomy places the organism in Eukaryota, Metazoa, Arthropoda, Insecta, Hemiptera, Aphididae. The coding region runs from base 84 to 3635 and encodes 1183 amino acids. The transcript is spliced from 22 exons. The record is from RefSeq and is a predicted model, not a curated record. Gene Ontology annotation, biological process: proteolysis. Gene Ontology annotation, molecular function: serine-type endopeptidase activity; protein binding.
UGUUUAAAUACGUUGAUUUGAUAUAACUAAUGUAUUAAAUUUGUCUGUUAAUAUUUAAAAAUACUUUUAGCUUUUCAUUAGCCAUGAAGGUGACAUAUUCCUGGUUGAUAUAUUCAUGUUUUAUUUUCGGAAUUGGAAUUUCGUGUGACAAAAAACUCGAAAAACUACAAGCUGAAUCAUCUUGCUUAAAAACCACCAAGAACACGUUUCAUUGUUCAAAUGGGUCAUGUAUCAUGAGGUCGUCAGUUUGUGACGGUCAGAAAGAUUGCUUAAAUGGUUCAGACGAAAAUGAAGAGUUAUGUGCUCAAUACGAGUAUGGAAUGAAUAAAACAACAGAAUGCGGUAGAGUAAAUACUUCUGGCAAUCCAGUAUCAACCAUCAAUGGUGAGAAAGCACUGGUUGGAACAGCGCCAUGGAAUGUUGCAAUAUACGAAUCAGACGAUAAUAAUACAGAAUAUUUCGCAAUAUGUGGAGGAUCAAUAAUUGCUCCAAAUUUAGUUGUUACAGCCGCACAUUGUUUUUGGAACGAAGAUUCUAAUAACAUAACAAUAAACUAUGAAUCAUACAAAGUCGCCAUUGGAAAAUACGAUAGAAAUUUCACAGUAGUUGACUAUGAAUUUACUCAAAUAAUGAAUGUGGAAACUAUUUAUUUACAUGAAGAUUUUACUUCAGUUCAUAGUCUAUAUGAUCACGAUAUAGCUGUUAUCGUGUUAUCAAACAUAAUUUCUUUAAAUAAUUUUGUUGCACCUAUCUGUAUCGAUUGGAAUGGUUUAUACAAUGUACCGAAUGGAGCCGAAGGAAAGAUUAUUGGCUGGGGAUCUAAGAAAAACAAAACAAUAAGUUCCAUUUUAUUUGAAUAUUCAUUACCAUUUAUCGACCGAAAUUCGUGUAGAAAUAUGUAUACUAGUCUAUUUCAAUAUUUUUUGACUGUAGAUAAAUUCUGUGCUGGUUCUGUUUCGGUGUCAAGACCAGUAAUUGCUGAUCACCGUAAUAGUGGUGCCGGCUUAGCCUUUGUACACUCAAAUUUGUACUAUUUAACGGGAAUAAAAAAUUUGAAUGAACCAAAUACAGAGGACAAUCGAAUUCAAGUUUUUAUAGAUGUUAAGCAACAUGUUGAAUGGAUUCGUAAGCUGUACGUUGACAAUUUGAACAAUAAUAUAAAAUUUUGCGUUUUACCAACCGUUGAAGGAGUAAUAUAUUCUUAUGAAGAUUCGGAUAAAAAAUUAGCUUAUGGGUCAUUAAUUAUUGAGAAUCGUACUGUAAUUGAGAAUUGUGAUGUUGGAUAUUAUAAGGUUUCCUCCGAGAGUUAUAGAGUUUGUCAAGGAAACGGAAAAUGGUUAUCGACCUCAGAGAAAUUGUGUAUCAAAAUGUGCCCACCUCUAUUAUCAGAUAGUUUAGAUAUUAAAUGUACUCUAAAUGGUAAGUUUGCUAAUUGUUCAAAUCCAUCGAUACCUGAUACAAUAGCCAUACCAUCAUGCAAACCAACAUAUUUUGCACCAACUGGACUAGAAAAUGCUCCUCUUGAAUUAAUUUGUCAAUCUAAUGGAAUGUGGGAUAAUCAACUAUAUAAAUGCAAUCCAUAUUGUGGAAAAGUAUAUGUUUAUAGCCAAACCAUGAUUGCUAAUGAUGAGAAAGCACUUGUGGGAACAGCACCUUGGAAUGUUGGAAUAUAUCGAUUAAACAAAAAGAAUACAAAUUAUGAUCUAAUAUGUGGAGGAUCAAUAAUUGCUCCAAAUUUAGUCAUUUCUGCCGCUCAAUGUUUUUGGUACAAAGGAAUAUUAUCUAAGAAAAUAACAAUAUACGAUGAAUCAUAUAAAGUUGCCAUUGGAAAAUAUGAUAGAAAUUUAACAGUAGUUGACAAUGAAUUUACUCAAAUAAUGAAUGUAAAAACUAUUUAUUUAAAUGAGGAUUAUACCGGAGCUGAUGGUUUCAAGAAUUAUGAUAUAGCUGUUAUUGCGUUAUCAAAAAUAAUUACUUUUAAUAAUUUUGUUGCACCUAUCUGUAUCGAUUGGAAUGGUUUAUACAAUGUACCGAAUGGAGCCGAAGGAAAGAUUGUUGGCUGGGGAAAUACGGAAAACGGUAUAUUAAGUCGUUUUUUAAUAGAAAGUGCAUUACCAUUUAUCGACCAAAAAUCUUGUAAAGCAAUGUAUAGCAAAGGAUAUCAACAUUACAUGACUGUUGAUAAGUUUUGUGCUGGUACUUUAUCGGUUUCUAGAAUUGGAUCUGGUGUGUUAAGUAUUGGUUCCGGCUUAGCGUUCGAACACUCAAAAUUGUAUUACCUAACUGGAAUAAUGAAUAUGAAGCAACCGGAUAAAAAUGACUCAGUCAGAGUUUUUAUAGAUAUUAAACAUCAUGUUGAAUGGAUUCGUAAACUGUACAUUGAAUAUUUGAACAAUGAUGUAAAAUUUUGCGUUUUACCAACCGUUGAAGGAGUAAUAUAUUCUUAUGAAGGUUCGGAUAAAAAAUUAGCUGAUGGGACAUUAAUUAUUCAGUAUCGUAAUGUUAUUGAGAACUGUGAUGUUGGAUAUCAUAAGGUUUACUCCAAGAGUUAUAGAGUUUGUCAAGGAAACGGAAAAUGGUUAUCGACCUCAGAGAAAUUGUGUAUCAAAAUGUGCCCCCCUCUAUUAUCAGAUAGUUUAGAUAUUAAAUGUACUCUAAAUGGUAAAUUUGCUAAUUGUUCAAAUCCAUCGACACCCGAUACAAUAGCCAUACCAUCAUGUAAACCAACAUACUUUGCACCAAUUGGACUAGAAAAUACUCCACUUGAAUUAAUUUGUCAAUCUAAUGGAAUGUGGAAUAAUCAACUAUAUAAAUGCAAUCCAUACUGUGGUAUAUUGUAUGCUUAUGGCCAAACAUUGAUUGCUAAUGGUGAGAAAGCACCUGUUGGGACAGCACCUUGGAAUGUUGGAAUAUAUCGAUUAAACAAUAAUAAUUUAAAAUAUGACUUCAUAUGUGGAGGAUCAAUAAUUGCUCCAAAUUUAGUCGUUUCUGCCGCUCAUUGCUUUUGGUACAAUGGAAUUCUAUCUAAUAAAAUAACAAUAUACAAUGAAUCAUAUAAAGUCGCCAUCGGAAAAUAUGAUAUAAAUUUAACAGUAGUUGACAAUGAAUUUACUCAAAUAAUGAAUGUAGAAACUAUUUAUUUAAAUGAAGAAUAUACUGGAUUUCAAGGUUUCCAUGCUCAUGAUAUAGCUGUUAUUGUGUUAUCGAAUAUAGUUUCUUUUAAUAAUGUUGUUGCACCUAUUUGUAUCGAUUGGAAUGGUAUAUACAAUGUACCAAACGGAGUUGAAGGAAAGAUUGUUGGCUGGGGAAAUACGGAAAAUGGUACAUUAAGUCCUAUUUUAUUACAAACUUCAUUACCAUAUAUCGACCGUAAUUCUUGCAGAAAUAUAUAUAAUAGCGGAUUUCAAUUGUUUGUGACUGAUGAUAAGUUUUGUGCUGGUUCUACAUUAGUUUCAGGACGAAAUUUAGGCGGUGGAGAUAGCGGUUCAGGCUUAGCAUUUUUACACUCCCAUUCUUAUUAUUUAACCGGCGUAUUGAGUCUUAAGGAAAUAAAUUCAAACAAUUCAAUCGCAGUUUUUACCAACAUUAAGCACCAUGAGCAAUGGAUUCGUGGAUUGUAUUACAAACAUAAUUAAGUCCGAUAAGAUUAAAGUAAUGAUAAAAAUUAAUUUAUU